CUUGUUUUUCUUUGUGUAAGCUGCAUCGAUGGUAGGAAAUUUUCAUCUACAAUAUCGAGAGAAUGUCAGACUUUGAGCAAUUUGAUAUAGACUUUUACCAGUCAAACUAUACUGCCAGUGAUCAAGAACAAGAUUACAAUGGGUCUGGCACCCCUGGAAGUGUUUAUGGGAGCAAAAGGGGUCAGAAAGGGGACAAACCACAGCAGGAUGCAUUCACUCGUCCAGAAAUGCUUUCAUCUCAGCCCUACACAGGCCAGAUUUUUCAACCAGCACACCCUUCUGAAUUCCCAUAUGAUAACACUUAUCCUGACAGCUUUGAUGAAGAACCUCCUUUGCUAGAAGAACUGGGGAUCAACUUUGAUCACAUCUGGCAAAAAACAUUAACGGUCCUCAACCCGAUGAAGCCAGCAGAUGGCAGCAUCAUGAAUGAGACGGAUUUGACGGGGCCGAUGGUUUUCUGCUUGGCCCUCGGAGCCACGCUGCUGAUGGCGGGAAAAGUUCAUUUUGGUUAUGUCUAUGGCAUGAGUGCCCUGGGAUGCAUCACAAUCCAAGCUUUGUUGAAUCUGAUGAGCAUAGCAAGUGUUUCAUAUGGAUGUGUGGCCAGUGUUCUAGGCUACUGCCUGCUGCCCAUGGUGAUUCUGUCCAGCUAUGCAGUGGUUUUCUCUCUACAGGGCAUUCUAGGGACGUUGCUAGCGCUGGUCAUUAUCGGAUGGUGCAGCCUGUCUGCCUCUAAGAUAUUCACUUCGGCUUUGGCUAUGGAAGGCCAGCAGCUCCUCGUGGCCUACCCCUGUGCUUUACUCUACGGCCUGUUUGCGCUUAUGACCGUUUUCUGA
This is a messenger RNA of Euleptes europaea (tarantolino), 833 nucleotides long. It is a transcript of the gene YIPF7, whose product is annotated as Yip1 domain family member 7. Gene Ontology annotation, cellular component: membrane; trans-Golgi network. The record is from RefSeq and is a predicted model, not a curated record. Gene Ontology annotation, biological process: endoplasmic reticulum to Golgi vesicle-mediated transport; vesicle fusion with Golgi apparatus. The coding region runs from base 63 to 833 and encodes 256 amino acids. The transcript has 6 exons. Lineage: Eukaryota; Metazoa; Chordata; Lepidosauria; Squamata; Sphaerodactylidae.